AUCGAUGGUUAUGUAGCGCGAAUUGUGACGUUUGUUCGUUUCAGAAAAGAAAAAUUGUCGCAAACAUUGCGUAAUCUCUCAAAAAGUGAAAAAUCUACGUUUCUAAUGAUGCUGCAGCCACAGAUAUUAAUUGACAAAUUUGUUGAGAGCACCGAUCCACGUUCAGUCCAGUACAAUAAUAUAGCCAAAUUGCGCUUGUCAGAUGCCCAACUUCGAGAAUAUAACUUUCCGCGAAAAAGUACAACACCUGGACUGGCAUACUUGCCAUCUGCUCAUGUAGCGCUCGAUGAAAACCGUCGAAAGUGUGACCAAUGUGGCAAUGAAUUCAAUUUGACCGAAUACGAUCAAGAAUCCGUCAAUCAAUGUCGCUACCAUCCAAAUCGAAAAACCGAUCAGAAUAACGCGUACCUCUGCUGUAAAAAACUUUACGGAUCUUUUGGAUGCACGACUAAUUAUCAUGUGACUGCACAGAUAGCUUACAACGAUUUGGCCACAUUCGUAAGCGCUCCAACCUGUGAUAUAAACUAUGUGCCGACUCAAGCGGACAUCUUUUCUCUGGACUGCGAAAUGUGUUACACCGUAGCUGGAUCGGAAAUAAUAAGCAUCACAGUUGUUGACAUCGGUGGAAAGGUCGUGUAUGAUACUUAUGUAAAGCCCACUCACCGGAUUGUUAACUACAACACGGCCUACUCGGGCAUAGAUGCGAAAACAUUGGAAAAUGUAACGUGCACACUAAGCGAUGUACAGGGCAAGUUGUGUUCCAUGUUCCAUUCGAAAACCAUCCUGAUCGGUCACAGUUUGGAAAGUGAUUUUAAGGCGCUGAAAUUGGUACACGAUAUGGUCGUGGACACGUCAGUUUUGUUUAUACAACACAGAGGCCGACGUUCGCCCGUGAAACGCCGUUUGAAGACAGUGGUUCUGGACUAUUUGCACCGACAUAUUCAACUCGAUGGAACUGGCCACAGCAGUUUGGAGGACGCUCAGGCUUGUAUUGAUUUGGUUUUGCUUAAAAUUCAGCAACAAACACGUUAACUUCUACAAGGUGCAAGGUGAUAUACGAAUUUCCGCCAUUUAACCUUGGUCGCGAAUUGAAGAUUAGUUUUUACGAUCGUUCAAUUCGUGAUGUAAAUUCAAAUUUUUCUUUUUAAAAAUUCGAAAAGGUAAAUUUAGGAUUUUUUUUUCAAUUAUCCCGUUAAUGAUUAAAGUUCGAAUUUCUCAUCGUCGCUUUAAUAAUUCGAUCGAAUUGAAAAAUUUGUUGUAAUUUUAACGGGCGAAAUAAAAUCGGUUUUUAAAAAUAGUCAAAAUUAAUGGACUACUCUGGUGUCAAAGGCACAGUAAAUAAAAUUUCUUUCUGCGAUUAGCAACU
Molecule: messenger RNA, 1366 nt
Organism: Bradysia coprophila
Lineage: Eukaryota; Metazoa; Arthropoda; Insecta; Diptera; Sciaridae
Product: putative exonuclease GOR
Cellular component (GO): nucleus
Molecular function (GO): exonuclease activity; nucleic acid binding
Source: RefSeq, a predicted model, not a curated record